UAAAGUUUGCUAGGGCAGUUUUAGUCAACCUGUCAGUUGUGGGAAUGGAGACCCUCUGAAGAACAUACAGUUCAAGACCCAUUUAACACACGACAUUAUAUCUGCUUCUAAACAACUACUUUGAAAAGCCACAUCACCUUCAAAUUCAAUGUAAAAUACGGGAAUUAAAAGCGCCUGAACUGAACACAAGCUGCAUUAUUGGACUCUUCAUCACGUUACCUGGCAAGUCUUGUUACCUGGCAACUGAAAACAACUGGUUGGACUAGUUUUUGGCCUCCUGGCCACCAAGUCUGUCCAUGUUGACCACACAGGAAAGGGUUUAAAGAUUCUGCCGAACUUCAACUUACCUGCAUUACAUGUAGUGGAGAAAAAACAUCAGAUUUCUACAAGCCAGAGAUAACUGUUCCAGUAUUGGCUCAUCUUGGACUUGAUUUGAAAACUUGGCUAUCCAAACUGCAUUGGCCAGGUACAGUCAUGCACCUAGAGGUAAAGGUAGCUCUCAAUUUCAUUGUGUCCUACCUGUACAACAAACUGCCCCGUCGUCGUGCUGACCUCUUCGGGGAGGAGUUGGAGCAGAUACUGGUGUCGCGCUAUGAGGGCCACUGGUACCCUGAAGCUCCUCUGCGGGGCUCUGCCUUCCGCUGCCUGCACCUGGGGGCCCCCAGGGACCCGGUGGUGGAGCUAGCUGCCAGGAGAAGCGGACUGGACACAGAGGAAGUGCGCGCCAAUGUCCCCCCAGAGCUGAGUGUGUGGAUCGACCCCUAUGAGGUGUCCUACCAAAUUGGGGAGAAGGGAGCCGUUAAGGUGCUGUACUUGGAGGAUCCACCCGGCUUAGGUGGGGAAGGAGAAAUGGUGGAAGUAGUAAGUGGAGUGAGUAAAGGUGACAUGGAGGUAGAGGAGGCAAAGAUCUUAGGAUUCAACCCUGAGGCCCAGGUGUUUGUUCCAAUUGGAGGCCAGAUAUCUCCAGUCCUCCUUCCUUCCCUCUCCAGCUCACCCACACCUCUCUCGGCCUCAUCCUGCCCAGUGCUUUUCAGCUAUCCCAGCUCCAGCACACCCACGAACCCAACGGCCCACUCCUCUAACACAUCCACACCUUCCCCUCCAAGUGGGGGACUCCCUUACCUCCCCUCUCAGCAGACAACGCCCGCCUUGCCCAGCACCCGUCCACCGCUGCAGCCCAUCACCUUCACCACGGCCAGUUUCGCUGCCACUAAAUUUGGCUCCACCAAGAUGAAGAAGUGUGGCGGUUCCGGAUCGGCUGGCAGCUCAGGUAUAGGCGUGCCCCCGCCACAGAGGAUGCUCUCCCGUUCCCCCACUAACAUCUCUCCCCCAGUGCUGCUGAAACACAAGCCCCUCUCUGUCUCCCUGCACUCCCUGGGGGGUCAGAUCCCCAGCCAGCUCUCCCCCAAUGCCAAAGAGUUUGUUUACCCAGCAUCCCCAGGGCCCCUCUACUUUGACAAUGAUGCUCCACCCAUGCUACCACACGUGAGCCCCUUCCAGCACCCUCACCCCGCCCACUCCCACCCCUCCUUUGACCCAUUCUCUAGCCCCCCACCUGGUCCAGCUGUUGGCAUCAUUGGUGGUAGCGGUGGGAUCUCUUACAUGGAGAAGCCCUCAUUUGUGGAGGGUAUAGGGGGGUAUAACCUGCAAUAUCCCAGCCAGGCCUUCCAGCCUGUGGUGCUGGCCAACUAAGCCUUUAUGAUGAGUAUUGCUGUUGCAGCAGUAGAGCAGUAAUGCUCAAGUAUUUUUUUUCGAAAAUUGUUCUUAGUGAUACUACAGCGUAGAAUUAGUUUUAUUACUACUACAACCUCCACUAUAUAUUUAAAUAUAUCAUCGUUACUGUUCAGAUUUUGUUUUGAGGAUUUUGAUUUCAGUUUCUCUCUAACCAGAGGAGUAACCAGCCUCCUAUUGCACAGACAUUUAUUUUUAUUUUUUUACUGAAUGUUCAACUGAGUAAAAUGCCCUUCAGCUUUGGACUAUUGACAGCAGCAUGUUAGGUAUUUUGCACUUCACUGUCAUGCUGUGAAAAUGGACCAAUGUCCUGUAAGAUUGCUUUGGAAAGCUUAGCGCUUUGCAAUCUGCUCGGCCUUAGUUGCCACAAAUGCACAGUGGGGUUUAUGCUGUUUUAGUGAGGACUUAUUCAUGCUAACAAGUGUUAAAUGUGCUCUUCUGUGGCUUAUGGUCAUCGUGAAUAUAGUUGGCCUGUUACUAGAGCCUUGAAACAUAUCACACACCAUGUCGGAAUCUGUUUGGCGUGAGGAAUCAGUAUUUGCCAUUCAUCAGCUCUGAAAUGUGUUCAUGGAACAUGCUAAGAAAGGGAGCCUGUGUGUAGUGUCUUGGGAAUAGGGAGGGUUGAAUGUGCAGGGUAUGAGGAAAUGUAUCUGUCAUGACAGGAAGAAUUACUGCCAGGGAGGUCAGCAAACCUUGGUGAACGUGAGAGGGAAGUUGAUCUUUGUCUUCAUUAUAUCCGAUGUACCAAUCUCCCAAACACACACACUCAUGCACACUCCCACACAGACACACACACACACACAGGCCCAUAGAAUCUGUCAGCAGUGUGUGAAGGUGAACGGGCGUUGUUGGAAGGGGAUGGGAUGCAGUUAAGCAAUGGGGAUUGUGAUAAAUGGCUUAGCGUGACUUUGACUAUGAAGGAGAGGUCUUACUCUGCAGGGAAAGGAGGAGGACGGGAGAGGAAAAAAGGGAUGGCGAGGCAGGGGCAUCGAUUACGUUUUACCACCUUUUAUCAUCUUGGGUGCAAUGGCUUUAGACUGACACUUUAAAACCCGGAGCAUGUUUCUGUAGAGCUUCAGUGGCAUUGCAGCCAAUGGCUCAUGCUAGCUCCCCUGAUCUUUAUUCCCUUAAUUAUCUGUUCCAGUUGCUGCUGCAGUGGGAGACCAGAAUCAUAUAAUGAAAGCUGUUUUCCAUUUCAAUUUCCAGGACUAUGAAUGUUACCUAAACCUGUGUUUUUGUCACUUUAUGAUGCCAUGUCAGAUCAUUCUCAUAUUGAAGGUGGUGAUACCCUGGCUCCAUAUAGGUAAUAGAGGGGGCUGGUAUGUCACCAGGGUUCAGGCAGCCCCCUAACCUCACCUUUCCUUUUGAGACAUCCAGCACUUUAUAUUAUUGGGCAAUAGAUGCCAUGUGAUUCCCCCCAGUCAUGUUAGGAGCUAAACGUUCAUUUUCUUUGUCUUUCUUAUAUUGGCCCAUUAUGUUACAGCUGCAUCUGCUAGGAAAUGUUGGUUCUGUCACGAUGAGAUUUGUAUUUGGAUAAAAUGGGAAGGGGAACGUGUCCCUAGCCAUCAUCUGAAUGUUAUCUAGAUUGUGCCCAUAAACAUCUGUGUAUAACCUAACCUAAGGACCCUUGACUUGUGCUCACACUGGUAAUUGCUGUGUGACAGUCGGUCAUAUGCAUGUAUGCAGUCAUUAAAAUGGUGUUUCUUUUUUUUUUGCUUCCAGGGGUUGGGAGGGGAGGGUCAGAUCUCUUUUAUAAAUGUAAUGGUUGUGAGGGAAGGGUGCAUUUUUACAUUUGUAAUUUAUUUUACAUUUUCUAUAUUUUUCCUGUGUUUUUCACAAGUAAUUAAGUACAUUUGUAAAGGUAAGAGAUAGAGAUAUAUAUUAUAACAAUAGGAAUAUGUAUAUAUUUCUUAUGUUCAGGUUUCCUUUGUUUAGUUAUGUGUUGAAGUUAUUUUUACCAAAAAAUAACUAUAAAUAUAUAUGCAAGUUGGGACUAAAAAUAAAGAUGUAGAAAAUAAAGUAUUGAAUGUGUAUUGUACCUUGUACAGAAUCUGUCCAAUAAAAGACGGGUAAAUGUAA
This is a messenger RNA of Coregonus clupeaformis (lake whitefish), 3810 nucleotides long. Its product is annotated as protein Tob2-like. Gene Ontology annotation, biological process: regulation of gene expression. The transcript has 2 exons. NCBI's taxonomy places the organism in Eukaryota, Metazoa, Chordata, Actinopteri, Salmoniformes, Salmonidae. The coding region runs from base 475 to 1692 and encodes 405 amino acids. Gene Ontology annotation, molecular function: transcription corepressor activity. Gene Ontology annotation, cellular component: cytoplasm; nucleus. The record is from RefSeq and is a predicted model, not a curated record.